Saccoglossus kowalevskii is the source of this 1077-nucleotide messenger RNA. RefSeq lists its product as uncharacterized. The record is from RefSeq and is a predicted model, not a curated record. Lineage: Eukaryota; Metazoa; Hemichordata; Enteropneusta; Harrimaniidae.
GGGCAACAUGGAUGUACGAAGUUACAAAUUGCUGUGUUUGAUAAUCGCCCUGUCAUUGUGUGAGGAAUUGGAUAGAAAACGGCAAGUUGUGCAAAGAGAAGUUGGAACAGUAAGACAAACAACCUCGGGGAAAUGUGAAAAUCGGCGUGGUUUGCUUGAAGUAGAUGAUUGCUACUGUGACGACUUGUGUAUUGGUAACGACGACUGCUGCGACGACUAUCGUACAUUUUGUGUUUUUGGGACAUGUGAAAAUAAAUGCGGCGUCACAGAAAUCCAAGAAUACUGCUUUUGUGAUUAUCACUGCGAAAGCGAAGAUGAUUGCUGCCCGGAUUACCAUAUGUUUUGUCCACAUCCGGAGAGUACAGAUGAACUUCGAAUGAUUACAUUCGAUGGUCGCGUUUAUACGUUUCAAGGUUUAUGUUGGUUUACCCUGUUUAAAGACUGCUCUUCCCCCGAACCUGACUUUGAAGUCUCCGCUAAGUUUCAACGUAGAGAAGAUGGCACCAAAACAGGAAUUGUCUCUUUUAACUUAACUGUUGGGCAUGAACACGUUACUGUUGAUAAGCUUGACGUGAUUACGAGAGAAGAGGGGCUUGUUGAUUCAGCAAGGGCAAUUCAUAUCCAGGAACUAGAGAACAUGGUGUUAUUGAAAUUCACAUCCAAGAAUACCACAUUCAACCUGGAGUGGAUUCCGAGAGAAUAUGCAUUGGAUGUCUGUUUCCAAGGGUAUACUAGUGAAUAUCAAGAUAAAAUAUGCGGUCUUAUGGGAAACGAUCAUAGUGACGAUCCUGGAUUUCACAAACCCGAUGGCAGUACUGUUGACGACGUUUUUGAGUUUGCAGAGAGUUGGCGAUUGGAAGACGAAACAUGUGACUAAGAAUGUGUUUCAAAGAAUGAUUUGACCACAGGACAGCAAUUCAACUAAUAUACAUUCAAACCAACGUGGCUUUGCGGGAUUCUAAUUAAUGCAUUACAUUUAUGUAAAUUGCUGGUUAUGGCUACGUCGAUUUGAUUAUAUCUCAGAGUCAAUUCAGUGCAAGAAGAAUAUGUUUUUUACUUUAAUGUUAAUGUUUUACA